This is a messenger RNA of Pristis pectinata (smalltooth sawfish), 2699 nucleotides long. RefSeq names its product charged multivesicular body protein 6b (gene chmp6b). The record is from RefSeq and is a predicted model, not a curated record. The transcript has 8 exons. Gene Ontology annotation, biological process: vesicle budding from membrane; late endosome to vacuole transport via multivesicular body sorting pathway. Lineage: Eukaryota; Metazoa; Chordata; Chondrichthyes; Rhinopristiformes; Pristidae. The coding region runs from base 45 to 815 and encodes 256 amino acids. Gene Ontology annotation, cellular component: ESCRT III complex; multivesicular body.
GGAGUAGGAGCGGGAUUUCGAAUUUUGACGGCGCGCCGUGCGCCAUGUCCUUGGCAGCUCCCCGUAGCCGGAGCCCGGGCGUGGUUACCGGGGGGACGGUGCGGCCUGGGUCGAGCCGCCGGGCGUUUGGCGACUUUUCCAAGCCGGAGCUGAGCUCUCCUUGGGACGGGGAUGUGGCUGGGCUCGGGCCUGACGCAGCGCAAAUGGGAAACUUGUUCGGCAAGAAGAAGCGGUCCCGAGUGACCGAGCAGGAUAAGGCCGUGCUGCAAUUAAAACAACAACGUGACAAACUGAAGCAGUACCAAAAAAGGAUUGGUAUUCAACUAGAAAAGGAGCGGGAGCUUGCGCGGCAGUUGCUACAUGCUGGCAAGAGAGAGAAAGCCAAGCUCCUGCUCAAGAAAAAAAGAUAUCAGGAGCAACUUCUUGAUAAAACUGAAGUUCAGAUUAGUAAUCUUGAACAAAUGGUUCAAGACAUUGAAUUUGCUCAAAUAGAAAUGAAAGUUAUAGAAGGUCUGAAAAUUGGAAAUGAUUGUCUUAAGAAAAUGCAUGAGGUUAUGUCUAUUGAAGAAGUAGAACGAAUAAUGGAUGAAACCCAAGAAGCUGUUGAAUACCAGCGGCAAAUUGAUGAAAUUUUAGCUGGUGGUUUGUCUCAAGAUGAUGAAGAUGCCAUUCUGGCGGAGUUAGAUGCCAUCACUCAGGAAGCCAUCGAACUUCCAGAAGUUCCUGCAGAAGCACUACCAAGUAUUCCUGCAAGUGAAAAAGACAAAGAACCAGUUAAAAACCUGCAGAAACAAGUGAUGGUGGCAGCUUCGUAACUGAAAUUUGUACUCUUCAGUGACGUAUGUCUUCAAUGUGUUUUCUAGAGUUGAUCAUGAUUCACAAUCCCGUUUUGAGGGUUGGAAAGUUCAGCUCUACACACUUAUAAGAAGAACCUUUUUUUAUUCUCGUGGAAUUAUUUACUUUUUAAAAAUGCAGGCUCCAUGUUUACUUCCUUUUACAUUUGUAUUUUUAAAAAAAUUCCAAAAAUGAGUAGUGCUUCAGAACUUGAAGAAUCAGAAUCCAUAAUCAGCAUUCCUAAAUGGGAUCUCUUGUCAAUCAAAGCCGGCAUGCAAUUCUUUGGUACCUGCUCAUGUCUAAUAUUUGGAAUGGUUUAAGUCUGCACUGAUAUAGUAAUGUAGUGAAUAAGUAAGGUGACAAACAUCUGCCUAUAAAACAUGAAUUUUUUGAAUAUUUCAAUAAUUCUGUUGAGUAGAACAGAAAGGAAAACAGCCCCUGAGAAGAGUUCACUCGGUAGAGUUGCUGGAGAUGCAGCAGAUUCGGCAUUGAUGGUAUGAUUACUGUAAAUAUUGUCCUUUUAACAUUCUCUGACAUGAAACAGUUUGACUUAUAUUUAAGAUGGCUUGUACCGAAGAUUUUUAAUUUAUGGGACUUGAGCAGAAUUGCAAAAUGCUGUUGUCUCCAGAAUCUCCAUACAAGAGCCUAAAUUGAACAUCCUGGAGCAUUGUAAUGAAAUCCUCUCCAUAUAUUACUUUGGGCUAAGUGUAAUUAUAGAUUUCUAAAUGGAAGGAAUUGAAAUAACAGUUACAAAACUUAAUCGAGUUUUCAUAUGGUUUCCACUGUAGUUAUCCAUUUAACAAAGAAUCACUCACAUGCAUACCUUGGAUCUACAGUGCAAUUCCAUCAUGUACUUUCCUUUUUUAAAACAAAAUCGCUCAGUGGUCCUGGAUUUGGAAGGAUUUAUAUUUAUUUAAAAAAACAGAUAAUGAUUUUUUUUUGAGCUGCUAGCCAAGCUGUCAAUGUUCCGUUUCAUAAUCAUGUUUAAAAACUAAACAUUUUAUUUUAACUUGAUUUCCUUGAGCACCAAACGGAAUAGUUUUGUAUCUCGUGGAUAGAUUGUUUCUUGACUUGUACUUUCUGCAUUGAUCAGUAUUCUCAGUUCAAUUUUUUCACUUGGAGAAUCUAUUCAAAAAAAACUACCUCCCGAAAUGAUGUCAUUCAAUUUUGCCCUAAGUGUUCAAAUUCCCUUUGUGCAUAAUGUCUUAUUGCUAAAUAUUUUGUCCUGCCAUUAAAUAAGCCUUUAAAUGGAGGUAAAAUUGUAAUUGGCUAAAUGGCAAACACCAGAUGAAACGGCACCAUUGAGGCACAUAAUCAUGCAUGAGCCAUAAGUGGAUGUGAGGUAGAUAACAUGAAGCAAGCUGUCCCUAUGGAAGGCAGCUGGAGGUUAUCAUGGUCAAAGUGCCGGGUGUGUGCCUCACUGGCGCAUAUGGUGAAAGGUGAUCAUUACAAACUGAGACACAAAUUGGUAAAAUUACUUCUAUAUUUUUUAAUUCUGUAGUCGAUGAGGUAAGCUUGCUUUCAUACCAAAAAUCUUUUCUUUAUACAAAUUUUGAAUAUCAUAGUUUGAAUGAAAAUUGUCACAGCACCCAACUUAUAAACUGGGCAUGUAUUCAGCAGUAUACCUACUUGAUCUCGUGUAUGGAAAGGAUCUUUUUGAGUUGUGCUCCAGCUGAACUUUGCAGAUCAAAAUGUAAAUUUCUAUCAAGGUUGAUUUUAACACCUGUGGCAAAUGCCUUAUUUGGGUGUUAUGACUUUUUCUUCUACCGUGCUUUAAAAUGUUCAGAUGCAAACCCCUUUGACCUCUGUAAUUUCUACAAAUUGUCUUUGAUAUUGCAAAGUAGAAUAAAAGAAUUUAACCAUGA